Clunio marinus is the source of this 1173-nucleotide messenger RNA. NCBI's taxonomy places the organism in Eukaryota, Metazoa, Arthropoda, Insecta, Diptera, Chironomidae. The record is from the annotation of a GenBank genome assembly.
AUGGAUCAGCAAUUUAUAGAACGCGAGAAAGAAUUAUUCAAGCUUAACGCCAAGUUGAAUGCAAAGUCGAAAAAGAUUCAGGCAACAGCUGCAUCAAAUAAAUUGCAAGGAAAGCCAGUGCAGAUUCAUACGUCAAAUAAUUAUUUCAAUUACUAUGACGAGCAAUCAUGUACAUCAUCAUCGUUGCAUAAGGAAGCUCAAGAUGAUGGGCUCGAACUGAUGUGCAAAAAGAUUAGCAUGUCUCCCCAACCAAUAAAGAAACCACAAGAAAUCGUUUAUCCAUUCUUCAAUCGUCAGACACCGAAGCCUCCAAUAAGAACUAACUUAGAUAUUCACAUGCCAACUGGUUCAAUGAUAUCUGAUGGAAAUGCUGAACAGACACAAGAAGUUAAAUCUGAAAGUAUGAGCUUCAAAAAUGAAAGUAUGAUCACGCGCUAUUCUGAUGAUUCAUCUGCCAUUCCAUCCGCUAAUUUGCAAUCCAUUUCACCAACUCAACCACCACCGUUGCUCGAAUUAACUGAAAUCAUACCAAAAUCAAUGGAGAAGAAGAAUAUCAGCAAUGAUGGAUUAUUAAAAUUUCUGAAAUCAAAAGUUGCACUUCUUCAAUCAGAACUUGAAGUAAGUAAAUCUCUCAAUGACACACUCGAGCGAGAAAACGCAAAGAACGUGAAGAAAAUUAAGAAACUCAACACUCAAGUUACUAAGUCAGCGAGUAAGAUUGAGUCACUUGAAACGACAUUGAGAAAUAUUCAGGAAAAACAGGAAGUCGCUGAACAAAACUUAAAAGAAAAAGAUUCAACCAACAGCGAACUUAAUAAAGAUUUAUUAGCACUGAAGGAAGAGGCAAAAGAAGUUAAUCACGAAAAACAGAUAAUCGAGAAGCGAUUGCUAAAGGUUCAAGAAGAUUAUGAAAUGAUGAAAACGAAAUUCGAAACGUUCAAAGAAAUUGAUAUCAUCAUGCGAGAAACUGUAAAGGAAGAAAAAAUUGCGUACGAGGAAAAAAUCAGUAAAUUGCGAAAAGGCCGAAUGGAUAUGCUGAAAGCGUACAAGCAACAAAUUAUCCUCAUCGAUAAUCUACGACGUCAGAAUAUUUGCUUGGAGAAGACAAAAGCAUUAGAGAUAACAGAAAAAGAGUUUCUUAAAGUUCUCGAUUGGAAUUUUAGUGACAAAUGA